AACGUGCAAGCGCGUCGAUCCCAUAUCGCACAUAUAUAUACACAUACAUAGCAGGGGUUGCACAAUACCAUCUCCAAACAUCAAAAACCCAAGCUCGCUCGCUCAUCGGCGAGCUCCAAAUCCACCUGUGUAGCUCAACAGGACGCACACGCAGAGCAGCUAGCUACCAAAGCAUAACAAGCUCUGCAGCCUCAAGAGUGAACAUGAUGCGGUGUAGCGACCGCCUCCUCUGCAGCCUCUUCCUCGCCGCCGCGCUGUUCGGCGUCGCCGCCGCGGCGACGCGGCGCCACGACUGGGACAUCAGCUACCAGUUCACGUCGCCCGACUGCGUACGCAAGCUGGCCGUCACCAUCAACGGCCACACGCCGGGCCCCACCAUCCGCGCCGUCCAGGGGGACACCAUCGUCGUCAACGUCAAGAACUCGCUGCUGACGGAGAACGUCGCCAUCCACUGGCACGGCAUCCGGCAGAUCGGCACGCCGUGGGCGGACGGCACGGAGGGCGUCACCCAGUGCCCCAUCCUCCCCGGCGACACCUUCGCCUACACCUUCGUCGUCGACCGCCCGGGCACCUACAUGUACCACGCCCACUACGGGAUGCAGCGCUCGGCGGGCCUCAACGGCAUGAUCGUCGUCGAGGUCGCCCCCGGCGCCGCCGGCGACGGCGAGCGGGAGCCGUUCAGGUACGACGGGGAGCACACCGUGCUGCUCAACGACUGGUGGCACCGGAGCACGUACGAGCAGGCGGCGGGGCUCGCGUCCGUGCCCAUGGUGUGGGUCGGCGAGCCGCAGUCGCUGCUCAUCAACGGGCGCGGCCGGUUCGUGAACUGCUCGUCCUCGCCGGCGACGGCGGCGUCGUGCAACGUGUCGCACCCGGACUGCGCGCCGGCGGUGUUCGCCGUGGUGCCCGGGAAGACGUACCGCUUCCGCGUCGCCAGCGUCACCUCCCUCUCCGCGCUCAACUUCGAGAUCGAGGGGCACGAGAUGACGGUGGUGGAGGCCGACGGUCACUACGUGAAGCCGUUCGUGGUGAAGAACCUCAACAUCUACUCCGGCGAGACCUACUCCGUCCUCAUCACCGCCGACCAGGACCCCAACCGCAACUACUGGCUCGCCUCCAACGUCGUCAGCCGCAAGCCGGCCACCCCCACCGGCACCGCCGUCCUCGCCUACUACGGCGGCCGCCGCAACAGCCCCCGCGCCCGCCCGCCCACGCCGCCGCCCGCCGGCCCGGCGUGGAACGACACCGCCUACCGCGUCCGCCAGAGCCUCGCCACCGUCGCGCACCCGGCGCACGCCGUGCCCCCGCCGCCGACCUCCGACCGCACCAUCCUGCUGCUCAACACGCAGAACAAGAUCGGCGGGCAGAUCAAGUGGGCGCUCAACAACGUCUCCUUCACGCUGCCUCACACGCCGUACCUCGUCGCCAUGAAGCGCGGGCUCCUCGGCGCCUUCGACCAGCGCCCGCCGCCGGAGACGUACGCCGGCGCCGCCGCGUUCGACGUGUACGCCGUGCAGGGGAACCCCAACGCCACCACCAGCGACGCGCCGUACCGGCUCCGGUUCGGCUCCGUCGUCGACGUCGUGCUCCAGAACGCCAACAUGCUGGCGGCGAACAGCAGCGAGACGCACCCGUGGCACCUCCACGGCCACGACUUCUGGGUGCUCGGCCACGGCGCCGGCCGGUUCGACCCGGCGGUGCACCCGGCGGCGUACAACCUCAGGGACCCAAUCAUGAAGAACACGGUGGCGGUGCACCCGUUCGGGUGGACGGCGCUCCGGUUCAGGGCGGACAACCCCGGCGUGUGGGCGUUCCACUGCCACAUCGAGGCGCACUUCUUCAUGGGCAUGGGCAUCGUCUUCGAGGAGGGCGUCGAGCGCGUCGGCGAGCUGCCGCCGGAGAUCAUGGGCUGCGGCAAAACCAGGGGCGGCCACUGAUGAUCGUGUAGUAAAACUGAAAUUAAUUACCAGAAGCUAGCCGUUCGAUCGCCAUUGAUUUUUAUCACAAUUAAUUCUUUUGUUUUGGAUACUAUCUCGAUCAUAUGGAUGCAUGGUAGCUUCGUAGCUAGUUAAUUAUAUUCAUAUUAGUGUUUAACACUAUGUUAGUUAGGUCCGUAUUAUUCCACACUAUGGUGUGUAAUUUGCAAUGGUGAAAAUGGUGAUUUAUUACUGCCAAGAUGUACUGUAAAAAAAGUAACAACUAUUCAAAUAAAUGAAUGUAUUACCUGAAGUCUUCUGAUCA
Messenger RNA from Oryza sativa Japonica Group (Japanese rice), 2241 nucleotides. RefSeq names its product L-ascorbate oxidase. Gene Ontology annotation, molecular function: oxidoreductase activity; copper ion binding. Gene Ontology annotation, cellular component: extracellular region. The record is from RefSeq and is a predicted model, not a curated record. Lineage: Eukaryota; Viridiplantae; Streptophyta; Magnoliopsida; Poales; Poaceae.